Molecule: messenger RNA, 1505 nt
Organism: Cololabis saira (Pacific saury)
Lineage: Eukaryota; Metazoa; Chordata; Actinopteri; Beloniformes; Belonidae
Gene: alad
Product: aminolevulinate dehydratase
Exons: 12
Coding region: 140-1135 (331 amino acids)
Biological process (GO): heme biosynthetic process
Cellular component (GO): cytosol
Molecular function (GO): porphobilinogen synthase activity; zinc ion binding
Source: RefSeq, a predicted model, not a curated record
UCUGCAGCGUGUUGACUCAGCAGUAAGACAGAGCCAAGCCGCUGUUUGGAGAAGCAGUGUCACGCAUGCUUGAUCUCUUUCAACAGGGACUGAGUUGAAGGACAAGAUUGCGAGUGUGUCUUUCUGUUGAAGGGUAAAGAUGCAGACUCCGGCUGGAUCAGUCAUCCACAGCGGCUAUUUCCACCCGACGCUCCGUUACUGGCAGACCUGUGCCACUGAUCUGAGACCUGAUAAUCUCAUCUACCCCAUCUUCAUUACCGACAGUGCAGAUGCUGUUGAGCCGAUUGGAAGCCUUCCAGGACAGGCGAGAUAUGGGGUGAACAAGCUGGAGGGAAUGCUGAAACCCCUUGUGGAGAAUGGGUUGAAAUGUGUGCUGAUUUUCGGUGUCCCGGCAAAAAUAGCGAAGGAUGAAAGGGGUUCGGGCGCCGACACAGACGACACGCCGGCUGUCCUGGCAGUGAAAAAAAUCCGAUCUUCAUUUCCAGAGCUGCUGGUGGCGUGCGAUGUCUGCCUGUGUCCCUACACGUCACAUGGACACUGUGGCAUCCUGAAUGAUGACGGUGCUCUGAACAAUGACGCCAGCUGUCUGCGUUUGGCAGAAGUGGCGCUGGCCUAUGCACGGGCAGGCUGCCACAUCAUCGCUCCUUCUGAUAUGAUGGACGGAAGAGUUGGAGCCAUAAAACAGGCACUGUUGUCUAAUGGUUUGGGAAACAAGGUUUCAGUGCUGAGCUACAGUGCAAAGUUCGCCUCUUGUUAUUAUGGUCCUUUCAGGGAUGCUGCACAAUCAAAGCCUGCCUUUGGAGACAGGCGCUGCUAUCAGCUCCCUCCUGGAGCCAGAGGACUCGCUCUCCGAGCCGUGGAGCGAGAUGUGAGAGAGGGAGCCGACAUGCUGAUGGUGAAACCCGGCCUGCCCUAUCUGGACAUUGUGAGGGAAGUCAAAGAUAAGUUCCCCACUCACCCCUUGGCAGUGUACAACGUGUCAGGGGAAUUUGCCAUGAUAUGGCACGGAGCAAAGGCUGGAGCGUUUGACCUGCGAACUGCUGUGAUGGAGUCCAUGACGGCCUUCCGCCGGGCAGGUGCUGAUAUCAUCAUCACGUAUUACACACCUCAGCUGCUCACCUGGCUGAAGGAGUAAAGGAAGAAGAGGAAGUGAGGCCUGAGAACAGACAAAGGAGAGGGGGACCAGCAGACGCUUCUUUAAAACUGGAGACUCACCGCAGACCCUGUCGUGCUUAGAGAACUUAGAGAACCUAAGGACAUUAUAGUCGCUAAAAUCAAGCAAGCAGUUUUAAGGUAAUAUUUUAAAUUGCAUCCGGCUGAGUAUCAAGCCUUCAUUCCCAGAAUCAUGAAUUUGAAAUAACUUUUAUGUUUAGCAUUUGAUGAGUUGAUACAAUGUAGGCGUCCAUUGUUGUGUUGGAGCUUUUCUAGCAGAAAAUGUAACUCCUUUUUGUCACCGUGAUCAGCAUUAAAUAAAACCUGUUGCCUUCAGUGAGGUCAUCAUGAAA